Molecule: messenger RNA, 2342 nt
Organism: Cimex lectularius (bed bug)
Lineage: Eukaryota; Metazoa; Arthropoda; Insecta; Hemiptera; Cimicidae
Product: matrix metalloproteinase-14-like
Exons: 11
Coding region: 183-1916 (577 amino acids)
Biological process (GO): collagen catabolic process; proteolysis; extracellular matrix organization
Cellular component (GO): extracellular matrix
Molecular function (GO): zinc ion binding; metalloendopeptidase activity
Source: RefSeq, a predicted model, not a curated record
AGCUUAGUUGACAGCCGUCCGCCGCCGAAGGCUGUUUGGCCGAUUUAACUUCCGAUUUCGAAAGUAAAGUAAAAUGACAGGGCCCGAGUGUCACUGAUUUAUCAGAGAUUUCCCAUUCAAUUUUCCCCGCCAGUUUUUUUGAGACUGUUUUUUAUUUACUUUAAACAAUUUCAAAUAUCAACAUGUGCAAUUCGAACAAGAGUGAAACGACAAUGCUUUUCCUACUCUUGAGGAUAUGCCUUCUUGCCCUCCUCGUCCGUCCGACGUUUCAAAACGACGCUAUCAGUUAUUUAUCUCUAUACGGUUACCUGCCUCGAGGCGUCAACAGCCCGAACUCGGAAAGCAUAAUAGACGAAGACACCUACGUGCAAGCGGUGAUGAAGUUCCAGUCGUUCGCCGGCCUGGAGAUCACAGGAAAACUGGACAACGAGACAUUGGAAACAAUGAAGCUUCCCAGGUGCGGUGUGGGUGACAAUUUGGACAGGAUAAACGGCAAGAGGACCAAAAGAUACGUCCUCCAAGGGAGUAGGUGGAGAAUUAAGGACCUCACGUACAAAAUUUCGAAAUAUCCCAGCGCCCUGAGCAAGACGUUGGUCGACAUCGAAGUGAAGAAAGCUUUCAGGGUUUGGAGCGAAGUCACUCCGCUUUCCUUCACCCGGAAAACAUCAGGGCCAGUAAACAUAGAAGUAAGGUUUGAAAAAGGUGAACAUGGCGACGGUGACCCCUUCGACGGACAAGGGGGCACCCUUGCCCACGCCUUUUUCCCGGUGUUCGGCGGCGACGCACACUUCGACGAUUCUGAAAGAUGGACGGUCAACACUUACAAAGGGACGAACCUUUUCCAAGUUGCGGUCCACGAGUUCGGACAUUCCCUGGGGCUGUCGCACUCUGAGGUGAGGGCGUCUCUCAUGGCGCCGUUUUACAGGGGGUACCAGCCGGACUUCGAGCUUCACCGAGAUGACAUCGAAGCUAUACAGGCGUUGUACGGCAGACCUACAAGUCAUAAAGACGGCAAGGACAGCUCAGAGUCCAACCCGGCCACUACCGAAGAUCCUCGGCCGAUAGAUCGUGCCAACGAGACCACUGUCGACAAUGCUCCCGAUAUUUGCGACGUAGACAGCAUCGACACGAUGUUCAACUCGGCCGAAGGGAUAACCUACGUCUUUAAAGGCUCUCUUUAUUGGAGGCUGACCAAGACUGCGAUUGCUGCCGGUUACCCAAGGUACAUCGGGAUGUCUUGGAAAGGACUGCCUGGCAAUAUUGAUGCUGCUUUCACUUACAAAAAUGGGAAAACUUACUUUUUCAAAGGCUCCCAAUACUGGCGGUUUACUGGAAAAUCCAUGGAUAAAGAUUAUCCUAAGCUCAUAUCUAACGGUUUCGAAGGGAUACCAAAUAACCUAGAUGCUGCCAUGGUCUGGGGAGGAAAUGGAAAGAUCUACUUCUACAAAGGAUACAAAUUUUGGAGAUACGACCCGACUCAGAAGCCAGCGGUAAAAAAUACUUACCCCAAGGCUAUUUCAAACUGGGAGGGUGUUCCGGACAACAUUGAAGCUGCACUGCAAUACACAAAUGGUUAUACGUACUUUUUCAAAAAUAAACAAUACUAUAGGUUCAAUGAUAAUACAUUUUCCGUCGAUUCCACAAACCCUCCGUUCCCACGCCCCUCGGGCCCCUGGUGGUUCGGAUGCGAUGAAUCCAAUGCCAGAUAUACUGGUGAGAAACCGACUGAAGAACAAGAUAGCAGAAGGCUGUGGUCGCUUAACAAGGAAGGCACAAAUGAUGCAUUAGACGGUGCUUUACCACCGGCGAAGAGGGCUGAGGGAAGAACAGAUUCAGAAGAAAAAGGAAUGAGUUGGGCUUCAAGGAGUGUUGCUACUAUGUUUAUAGUACUUUGUUCUGUACUAGUCUCUCUCUGAGAUAAAAUAAUCUGUGAUCAUAUUAUUAUUGGGAAAAAAAAUUAUCGUUCAAGUCCCCAGGACUGAACCUCGAUACUUGAUACUUCAGACUUCAAAAUCUGAAGGCAACUGAGCCAAGUACGGCGAUCGUAUUGCAAAAGAUGAAUAUAUUGUAAAACUUGUUUAUCACAUUAGUAAAUACCAGUAUUUUUUUAAAGUAAAAUUAAAGAUCAAAAGUAUUUUUUAUUGCCAUAUCCUAUCAGCAGUAAACCGAAUUAUAAUCACUUGCUUCGAAUACGAUUGUAUAUAGGUUUCACACUGUAGAAUAUUUGUAUUUUUAUACUAUUAUUAUUAUGUAAAGUAUUAUUUUUAUACCUAAGAUGUUUAUAACAGAUGAAGUGUAUACAUAUGACUCUUAGAUUUUAUUUAAUAAAUUUAUUACACCAA